UAAACUUGUAAUACUACUUAUUCAAAUCAACCAGCACCACCACUUCCCUUACAAACACCACCACCGCCUUCCACCACCCUCUCUCCCCUUACCACGCGUCACCAUCUUCAACCUCCAUCACCACAUACACUCAUGAUCUCCCACAAAACCCCCAAAAUUCACCACCAUCAACCCCUCUCACAAUGGUAGCAAACCAACCCCCCCACGGCCUAAUCGUCGGCAACUACUGCCACGACGUCCUCAUCAAAAACAACGCCGUUCUCGCCGAAACCCUAGGCGGCGCCGCUGCCUUCAUCUCCGCCGUCCUCGACGGCCUCCACCUCCCCUUCACUUACGUCACCAAAGCCGGCUCCGAUUUUGCCUACACCACCACUGUCAAUCACCCCCCAAUCAUCGCCGGAAAAACCGCCGUAUUCCACGCGUAUUUCGACUCUGAUCCAGCAGAUAUCCGGGGGGAGGAUCGGAUCCUGAAACGGAUCAGGUCGUCCGACCCGAUUUCACCGUCGGAUUUACCGGAUGAUGACGUCAGGUUCGGUUUCGGUUUGGCGGUUGGAGUUGCAGGGGAGAUUGUUCCGGAAACUUUAGAGAAAAUGGUGGAGUUGUGCGACGUCGUUUUGGUUGAUGUGCAGGCGUUAAUUAGGGUUUUUGAUGAAAGUGAUGGGACUGUGAAGCUUGUGAGCCUAAAAGAGACUGGAUUCAAUCGGUUAGUUAGUCGAAUCGGGUUUUUAAAAGCUUCGGCUGAAGAAGUGCCUUACGUUGAUGUGGAUGAGGUGAGGAAGAGUUGUUGUGUGGUGGUGACGGGUGGAGAGGAGGGGUGUACGGUGUAUUGGAAGGAUGGUGAGGUGAGGAUACCGGCUUUUUCCUCGGUUCAGGUUGAUCCAACUGGGGCUGGGGAUAGUUUUUUGGGUGGCUUGGUUGCGGGUUUAGUCGAGGGAUUGGCCGUUCCUGAUGCGGCCGUGCUUGGGAACUUUUUUGGGUCCUUGACCGUUGAGCAGAUCGGGUUGCCGGAGUUUGAUGUGAGGUUAAUGCAGAAAGUCAAGGACGAGGUGCACGCGAGGAAAAUGCAGCGUGAUGGACAUGAUGACGAAUCAAGGUUUACAAAAACGAGCGGUCAUGAACAGUUUAUUGCAUCGCUAGUUGCUGCCAAACUAAUAAAAACACAGACAGUUUCUCCUAAUCAUGUUCUUGAUCCCGACAUGCGGUACACAGAUGUUAUUUCUUAAAAAUAGUGUACCACGUUGUUAUCUGUUUGUGUUCUAAAUAGAGCUGUAUGUAUGAAUAAGGGAGCAUUGAAAUGGUAAUUACAAAGGUUUCAUCUUUCAUUCU
Helianthus annuus (common sunflower) is the source of this 1326-nucleotide messenger RNA. Its product is annotated as inositol 3-kinase. The transcript is spliced from 2 exons. Gene Ontology annotation, molecular function: kinase activity. NCBI's taxonomy places the organism in Eukaryota, Viridiplantae, Streptophyta, Magnoliopsida, Asterales, Asteraceae. The record is from RefSeq and is a predicted model, not a curated record. The coding region runs from base 183 to 1223 and encodes 346 amino acids. Gene Ontology annotation, biological process: myo-inositol hexakisphosphate biosynthetic process.